CUUGGACGUCGACUGUAUAUUCGAUCUACAACUCGUCAAAUUUUCUCUCACGACGUUGUGAUUUCUCUCUGAUUCCGAAAAUACGUGACCCUUCUUCCAACAAUCAUCCUCGGUCAACACCCCAAUUCCGAAAGCGAACGACACAAUGGUCGCGGAAACGAAAUUGUACGACUCCCUCAGCGUCAAGCCUGAGGCGUCGCAGGAUGAAAUCAAAAAGGCCUACCGCAAGGCGGCUCUCAAGUACCACCCGGACAAGAACAAGGAUAACCCCCAAGCUUCUGAGAAAUUCAAAGAGGUCUCUCAAGCAUAUGAGGUCCUUUCCGAUCCCGAGAAACGAAAGGUCUACGAUCAGUUCGGCCUCGAGUACCUACUACGCGGGGGUCCCCCUCCCGGGCCCACCGGUGGUGCGGGCCCCGAGGGCAGCCCCUUCGGCGGCGGCGGAAUGCCCGGUGGAUUCUCGUUCGGAGGGAUGCCGGGUGGUGGUGGGGGUGGCGGUCGCACCUUCCACUUCUCGACAGGGCCGGGCGGCGGCGGCUCUGGCUUCCGGUUCAGCUCCGCCGACGACAUCUUCCGGAAUUUCGCCAAGGCCAGUGGUGGCAUGGGCGGCGGCGGCGGCGGCGGCGGCGGCGGGUUCGACGACGAUGAUAUCUUCUCCAUGUUGAACGGUGGUCUCGGCGGAGGUGGCGGCCCUCGCGCCCGCACCACUCGCGGCCCCGGUGGAUUCCCGCAGUCGAGUCGGCGGGGACCAACGCCCGAGCCCACGGUGGUGGAGAAGGAGCUGCCGCUGACGCUGGAAGAGCUGAUGCGCGGCACCACGAAGAAGGUGACGGUCAAGAGCCGGUCCUUUGACGCCAGCGGCAAGCGCACCGUGCAGGACGUGACCUUGGAGGCCAACAUCAAGCCGGGUUUGCGGACGGGCUCCAAGAUCAAGUACCGCGGGGUCGGGGACCAGGAAGAAGGCGGCCGUCAGGACGUCCAUCUCAUUGUGACAGAGAAAGAAAAUCCCAACUUCAAACGCCGCGGCGACGACCUCGUCACCACCGUCGAUCUCAGCCUCAAAGAAGCCCUCACCGGCUGGGACCGCAUCGUGCGCACCAUCGACGGCAAAUCCAUCCGGGUGUCGAAACCCGGCCCGACGCAGCCCGGCCAUGAGGAGCGAUAUCCCAAUUUGGGCAUGACGAUAUCGAAGAAGCCCAGCGAGCGGGGGGAUCUGAUCGUGCGGGUGAAUGUGAAGUUCCCCACGAGUCUGACUGCAUCGCAGAAGGAUAUCCUGAAGGAUGUUUUGACUUGAUCGUUUUUUAUUUCUUUCUUUUGUCGUGCUGGGUUUGUGUGAUUUAGGAGUAGCAUUGGAGUCGGCGUUAGGGAAGGGAUGAUGAUGAUGGUCAUGUAUAUUCUUAGAUCAGACGAAAAAAUAACCAAAGUCCUUUCAUAUGUUCA
Messenger RNA from Aspergillus candidus, 1437 nucleotides. Its product is annotated as putative DnaJ domain protein Psi. Lineage: Eukaryota; Fungi; Ascomycota; Eurotiomycetes; Eurotiales; Aspergillaceae. The record is from RefSeq and is a predicted model, not a curated record. The transcript is spliced from 3 exons. Gene Ontology annotation, molecular function: protein-folding chaperone binding. Gene Ontology annotation, cellular component: cytosol. Bases 146 to 1291 code for a protein of 381 amino acids. Gene Ontology annotation, biological process: translational initiation.